AUGCCUAGCCUCGUAGACGGCCUCACUACCGCGCCCCUCAAGGCUCCCCAUGUCAUUGGACCCAAGCAGAAGAGGGCUAUGCGCCCAACUGCCACCAUCCCGCAAGAGAUUAUCGACGAAGCUCGCGUCAUUCAUGCUGAGCCAUGGGACCCUGAAAAGCAUGUCGCACCCAAGGCCCAGGUUAUCCAGCAUCUUAUGAAGGACAUUGGUCUUGAGGGCCAUGGCAUCUCCCCCGUGGCCGUUACGGAUCCCUUCCCGCUCUUCACGCACGAAGCCAUCCUCCAGAUUCGCCGCGAGAUCUUCAGCGAGUCCGUGCUCCGUGACUGCCGCUUCAAGUCGGACUUCAACGCCAACAUGAUCCGUGGCAUGGGCUACGAGCGCGCCCCAUUCACCUACGAGGCUUGGUGGUCCCCUGAGGUUCUCGCUCGGGUCUCUGAGGCUGCUGGUGUCGAGCUUGUCCCCGCAUUCGACUACGAGGUUGCUAACAUUAAUAUCUCUGUUAAUGACCAAAAUGCCACUGAAGUCGUUACCUACGGCGACGAGACCUCUGCAGUGGCCUGGCACUACGACAGCUUCCCGUUUGUCUGCGUCGCCAUGGCUUCCGACUGCACUGGUAUGGUGGGAGGUGAAACUGCUAUUGAACUUCCUAAUGGCGAGGAGAGAAGAGUUCGUGGUCCUGCCAUGGGGACCUGCGUUGUCAUGCAAGGACGCUACAUCCAUCACCAGGCUCUCAAAGCUUUUGGUGGCCGCGAGCGCAUUGCCAUGGUCACUGCGUUCCGUCCCAAAAGCCCCUUCACUCGCGACGAGUCCAUCCUGACCGGCUGUCGCGUCAUCAGCAACCUCGACGAGCUCUAUCCUCAGUACAUUGAGUACCGCUUGUCCAAUCUUGAAGAACGCUUCCGUCGUGCUCUCCAGCAGGAGAAGCGUCGCCAAGUUGAGCGCAAGAAGUUCGAUAUCGCAUCAAUGAGGGCCUUUCUGGCCGAGCAAUUGGAGUACAUUCAGACUUCGCUCGACGAGGUGUAUGAGCCUGAGGCGGACUGUCAGGGCCUUAGGAAUUGA
This is a messenger RNA of Purpureocillium lilacinum, 1059 nucleotides long. The record is from RefSeq and is a predicted model, not a curated record. NCBI's taxonomy places the organism in Eukaryota, Fungi, Ascomycota, Sordariomycetes, Hypocreales, Ophiocordycipitaceae.